CGUGCAUUUACCCACGGUCGCCAUUACGAUUUUCUGUCGAGUCGCGAAUUCGUUCGGGGGUAUACACCAUAAUAAAUCCGUGCAGUGGUGCAAAAGGCUGCCCUAGAAUGCGUGAGAAAAAGUUGUGAAUCGUCGAGUGCUAGUGAUUCGUGAAGGAAAAUGUGGCCCUAGAUCCGUUCCGACCAGCGAUGAAACCAGUGGAAAAGUGCGCUACGAUGAAGCCCGGCCCCGAUGGUGGCCAAAUAGUGUCGAACAGUGCACUCCAAGUGGCGAAAACCGAGUGUAGUAAAUAUUGUACGCAGCAAAAGCAAGAGGAAAAGUUCAGUGGCAGUAAUAAAAAUAGUGCUAACAACAGCACCAGUGUAAAGAUCUUAAAAACAGAGCCAAUCUUGGCGGCAGAAUCAGUAGCGGAAGCAGAUUAUCGGAAAAAUACAACAAACCCGUCGUCAUCAUCCGCCACGGUCACUUCAAAUUCAGCUGUAGCUGGAACGACAAAGAUGACGAUGGUAAUGGUAGCGACGGUGGCGGAACCGAGCACGAAGGCGUCGAAAAAUCACGUAGACAGCAGCAGUGGUGGCGACGGUGGCAGCAGCAGCACCGCGAAAAUGUCUUUCGCUAAAAAUAAUGAUAAAGGCGCUACACCGGCGAAGGAUAUCAUCGUGGGCCGUGCUGAUAAUGAACAACCUCGAAGUCACAAGAAAAAGAAGAACAAAGACAAGGAUAGGGAUCGUGACAAGGAUCACAAGAAACGUCGCCGUUCCGAAGAACACGGUGGCAUAAGUAGCGGUUCACAAGUUAUACCCGGCAGUGUUGGUUCCAAGGACAAAUCAACCUGCAAUUCGUUGAUUCAAAACAAGGAAAAUCAACACCACAUGCUGCAGAAACAAGACCUUGCGGAGAAAACCACUUCCGUCAUUGUCGUUCCGGCCCAGAUCAAGCAAGAGCUGACCAUCGAUACCAAUCUGAUGGGCCAGCAACAAUCGUCAACACCAGGAGGAGGAGGAGGAGGCCCCAUAGGAGGACGAUUGCUUAACAGCAGCAGCUUACCAACAACUCCCGUCACGGCAGCAGUGGCAGCAGCCGUUGCGGUUGGAGGAACUCCUAUUUCUCCCAUAAACCUGUUGCUAAAUCUCGAAAGGAGUAACAAUGAGAAUAGCACGGUCAAAAAGCAAGAUAUCUUCAUCAAGAAGGAGUAUAAACCUUUAAAACCAGACAAGACGCGGGACGAUGUUUCACGAGCUUUGACAUUCGCCGAAACCAACAGCAGCCCCGUCAGCAACACUGGUAACAGCAACAGUGGUGUCACCGGCAGUACAACUAACUUAACUAGUAAUAAGAACUCAAAUAUUUUGAUAAAGAUUGAAUCACCCAAGAAUCUAGACGACAAAACGGUUCUCGUAAAGAAGGAAAUUCAAACCGAUACCGGAUUGACUCCGGAAAAGUUGGUCAACGGCAGUCCCAACAUGACAGCGUCAGCGCUACCAAACAGUAACAGUAUCUCAAACCCAACCGUUCACAUUAAGCAGGAGGUUUCAGUGGAGAAAAACUCCCUACACGAGCAUCACGGCAAUAAAUCGUCGUCGCAUGUUGGUAGCAGCAGCAGCAACAGCAAGCUGUCAUCUUCAUCCUCUUCCGCGUCCGUACACAGGAGCAGCAGCGGAAGUAGUCGGGAGUGUUCUCGGUGUUACAAACGAUCCAAAAUUAAACGGGCCAACAUCGGAAUUCAGUGCAAACGCGAAAAAAUGGACGGUGUCCCCUCGAUAUCCGGUGUGGUGCCACUGGAAUCGUCGACGCGAAUAUCAACUGUCAACCGGGACAUGCACUGUCAUCGGAAAGGACUCGAACAUCUCAAGUAUGGCCGGUUCAUGCGAAUUGAGGUACAUCCUAAUGGUGGCGCUUCCGUUGUACACAUGUACCAAGAUGAAAUCAGUGUGCUGCCGGAGAGCGAAAUGGAAGAACUGGUGAAUGAAUUCUUCGCCGUGUGCUUCCGAGAAGAUGACGAUGGAUACGCAGAUCAUGUGAUGGGAAUUGUACAUAAUGCAGCCAGUUAUCUGCCGGACUUGUUGGAACAUAUGGCAGAAAAUUAUGCCAAUCUGACGGUCAAGGCCGGAGUGUUGGGCAGAAACUCAGAUAUUGAAACAUGCACGAUGAGUCAGUACAAUGAACAGGUUAUAAAGAAUUACUCCCAAGGAACGAUUCGCUACGGGCCCCUACACCAGAUUAGUCUGGUUGGGAAGGUUCACGAGGAAGUUGGUGGAUAUUUUCCCGAUUUACUGAAGCGACUGGAAGAUAACCCCUUUCUUAAUAAGACGAUGCCUUGGGGAGAACUGUCAAUUGUCCAAAUGGAUCCGCGAUUGUCGAACGAUGGUCCAAUCUUGUGGAUUCGACCCGGAGAACAGCUGGUCCCGACGGCUGAAAUCAACAAAACACCGAUGAAAAGGCAAAGGACACGAAUCAAUGAGCUGAGAAAUUUGCAAUACCUUCCCCGACUAUCGGAAGCAAGAGAAACGAUGAUUGAGGAUCGUACAAAGGCUCACGCUGAUCACGUUGGGCAUGGUCAUGACCGAAUGACAACGGCGGCAGUUGGUGUGCUAAAGGCAGUCCAGUGUGGGAUACCGGACGAACUGAAUCGUAUUACCAAGGACGUGGUCGCUUUUGACGCUCACUACUUUCCCCAUCUGGUGGAGAAACUGCAGCUCGAUCUGCACGAGCCACCGAUCUCGCAGUGCGUCCAGUGGGUGGAGGAUGCUAAAUUGAACCAGUUGCGUAGGGAGGGUAUCAAGUAUUCUCGGAUAUCGCUGUUCGACAAUGACAUCUACUUCCUUCCCCGCAAUAUUAUUCAUCAGUUUCGAACGGUGACGGCUGUCACGAGCAUAGCGUGGCAUCUUCGACUCAAACAGUACUAUCCGGACAAGGAGGUAGUACAGGAAAUAGCCCACGGUUAUGAGGUUGAUCCACCGCAUUACAAAGAGAAGCAAACGAUUUUGCCCCACCCAAUUUCGGUCGAGGAGAAGAAACAUACACCGAUUAAGCGAACACAUGACGGAAAGCCAAAAAAAUCCGAAAAGAAAGAUUUACAAUCGACUCCGAACGAAAAGGACGAGAAAGAGUUGGUUAUGGUCGAUGCUGAAAAGCUUGCUAAAAUUGACAUGAGAAAGUUGGUUAGAGAUGACAAACCAGUGAAGACGGAGAAGAAGAGUGCUAGUUCCAGUCACAAACAUUCGUCCUCGUCGUCAUCUUCUGCACACAAAUAUCAUGGCGGCAGCAGCAGCAGUAGUAGCAAGAAGGACAAGCAUCGUUCGAACGGUGAACGUGACAACGACAAAGAAAAGGAAAAGUAUCAAAGCCGUGAUAAGGAUAAGAAUAAAGAAAGAGAUAAGAAUCGAGAACGUGACCGUGGUGAUCACGAUCACCAUCGACGUCAUAAGUAUCAUUCCUCGUCGAGCAAAUCAUCAAGUUCAUCUUCAAAGCACCGCGGUUCGGACGAACGUAGUCGAAAGUUGUCACACUCAUCGUCCUCGUCGGAACGGCAUACCCAUAGCAGUAGCAGCAGUCGUCGGGAGUCUACUUCGAGUGUGACGAAAGAGAAAGAACACACGAUGACUGUGGUGCCACCGGUUGCCGCUGAAAUCGAAAUCGAACAUACUGUCGAUAUCACAACCGGCGCCAGUAGCAACUUGGUCAUCGAUGGCCAAGCUAUCAUGGAGGAUACCAAUCCAGCAGCACUCAUCAGUAGCGAAAGCAAUUACGAGUCUGUGAUACAUUGCAACGACGAAGCCAAGCUUACCGUUGCAGUAGAAACUACCAUUUCGGCGGAAGGUGAUGAAAUUAGUACCGAAACGUUGCUGCUGCUGAAGCCGGAUGAGGAAAUUAUCACAACUACUAUCGUAGAUGACGACCAACAUCUGAACGCGAUACCCGUCGAUCACGGUGAAAUAAAGUCUAUACAUGCAGUGACAGAAUCGUUUACCCUCGCUCCUCCGCCACCUCCACCACCCAUUGAAACGCCACCGUUACCACCUUUACCACCCACUCCACCGGCAACUGCUGCCGUCUCCCUGAACAGUUACGAUAGCAUCGAGCGGCACCCAGCGGCUGUACCGAAAGUGAAAAAAGUUGUUCAAGCUAACACCAACCACACCGGAACAAGCGGCAACAGCAGCAGCAGCAGUGUCCAUCACGCGAAACAAUUCAUCUCCAGCCACACAUCGUCGUCGUCGUCGUCGUCGUCAUCGUCAUCGCCGUCGCCGUCUAAAGCACCAUCCAAAACAUCCAGUGAUUUGUUAAGUUCUAUUAUGGCACGUAUGGAUAGCACACCGAAUCGAAAUGCGAACAGUUUUUAAUCUUCCUUUAUUCCACGCUCCUUAGUCAAAGUUGUGAUGAAUCCGUUACAGUUUUCUUCGUCCCUUCGUCCUUUCGUGGUUCGCUGAGUCAGGGAAUGUUUAUUCUACCAUGUUCCUUUUCUUUGUUCAGCUUGUUCGUUUUUUUCGUACGUUGUUUCCGAACGCAAUUCGGAGAGUCUGUGGAGAUUCGCAAGCCAAUAUGCAUAUUGAAAAAAUAGGUCUUCAUUGGCGUAAUUUUAGAUCAGACGUUAACUCAAACAGAUUAUAAAAUUCAGCAUUGUUGGUAGUUGUAUAUAAUGCUUCUGCUAUUACAUCCAUUCUAGCACCUUAGUAGAAAAAAAACACUACACUGCCAUCUCUCUAUACAAACACUGACAGUACAGUGGACAUAAACAGCAGUAAAUGUGCUUUCAAGUCUUGAUUCACGAUCUCUCCUGUUUUCCAAAGGGCGAGGAAAAGGCAAAAAUCACGUUAUUAAUUGAACAGUUGAAAACCUUUUCCGUGUAGUAAUAUGUAGCUGGUACACGACCUCCCGCAUAUGCAUAUAAAACAUUUGUUUUAUUAUAUUGCUUUCUUUAUCAAGUUGUGUAGAAAACAAAGAAACAACAAUUAAAACAUAUUUUUAUCUCUACAACAACAACAACAACAAAAUGAAGCAGAAAAUGCAAAUCUAAUAUCUAAGCAGAGGAUAAUUAUAGCAAAUAGAUUUAGAGAAACUUACGUAGAACAAAAGUUAGAUUCAGGAUAACGUAAUAAUCACAAAUGAAUAACAAAAUAAAAUAAAAACACUCCCACACACACACACACAUCUUUAAAUGAGUGCACGUAGUUGUGUACAUUGAAAGAGGCGAAUGUUAAUUUACCUUGUUGAUGAUCUGUUAAACUGGCUAUAAUUUAUUCUGCAAGCAGAGAACGUAAAAAUUUCGAGUUGUAAUACAGCGAGCGAUUGCCCAAUGUUUCAAAUCGUUGAGCGAAAUAUUAAAGAGGAUGUAUAGCAGUAAUGAGUUAGGGUCUAGUAAUGUCCUGGAUUGAGACGUUUCACAAUAAUGGCUAAUUUUCGUGUUUUUCUUGUCGAUAUUUAGAAUUCAAGUAUGCUAAGGAUGAUAAGUUAAAUUAUUUCCCACGAUAAACGUCGUCUGGAUUAACCUUACAUCUACAGGUUUUCUUGUCCUCUGCAUUUGCAGCAUCUUGCAGCGGAAUAUUGCUGUGUUUGUUUUCUUAUCUUAUCUAACAGUUUCCUUGUGCUUCGCAAAAAAUAAAACAAACAGUAAGCAAAAUCGGUAAUUAAACACAAAGCAUUAGUUUUGAACUAUUGAGUAGCUCUUCCGUUUUAUAUUAUUUUUAUAAAAUAUUAUUUAUGUACAACACACACACAGACACGCAAAGAUUAGCUAUCGCGUUGUAUGUAUAUUUUAUUAUAAAUAUAAAUUUAUCUAUCCAUUCGAUUACAGCUGUAUAUUUUAAGAGAGAAAACAAUAAAAUACUGUUUACGGUAUUAAUGGUGUAAAA
This is a messenger RNA of Malaya genurostris, 5852 nucleotides long. RefSeq lists its product as uncharacterized. Lineage: Eukaryota; Metazoa; Arthropoda; Insecta; Diptera; Culicidae. Bases 189 to 4343 code for a protein of 1384 amino acids. The record is from RefSeq and is a predicted model, not a curated record. The transcript is spliced from 7 exons. Gene Ontology annotation, cellular component: nucleus.